CCUCCUCCUUUUCCUUCCCUCUACACCCGCCUGUCCGAAGAGGAGGGUCCGCCUUUUCCAGUGUUUCUGCCUGUACAGAUCUCCGGGCUCUGCUCCUACCCGUCGCCUGCCCUGCCCGCUCGCCCUUCUGGGGGCAUGGCGGGAAAAGCCCACAGACUGAGUGCGGAGGAGAGGGACCAGCUGCUGCCCAACCUGCGGGCCGUGGGCUGGAAUGAGCUGCAGGACCGGGAUGCCAUCUUCAAACAGUUCCAUUUCAAGGAUUUCAAUAGGGCAUUCGGGUUCAUGACCAGGGUGGCUCUGCAGGCUGAAAAGCUGGAUCAUCACCCUGAGUGGUUCAAUGUCUACAACAAGGUCCACAUCACCCUGAGCACCCACGAGUGUGCAGGCCUGUCAGAACGGGAUAUCAAUCUGGCCAGCUUCAUCGAGCAGGUGGCUGUGACUCUGGCCUAGGCACCCAUUCUCCACUACCUUCCCUCACACCCACCUUCACCCAACCCUGAAAUGUGAGGACCACCAGAACCAGCCAGACCCAAGACCUCAUCCCCUUCUGCCUUCAUCUCCCUGGGGGUGCCCAAGAGAAUGAGCCCAGGGUAGAAGACUGGGGAAGGCAGGCCAGGGGGAGCACCGCCACACCAUGGGGCAGAACUCUACCCACCUUGGCAGCCUGUGGUUGACGAUUCAACCUGGACACAGCUGGGUAGGUAGAGGUGUCCACUUCUUCCUGUCACUAGCUCACAAUUCUGUCCCUUAAGUCUCGGUUUCCCCUCCAAGCUCAGAGGCUGUGGGGCUGACUGGGCUCAGCUCCUGGAGCUACAGCCACGUCUGUGGGAUAGCAUAGCCUCCAACAGAAACCUCAACCUAAUGUGAAUGUCUCAUGCCUCUUGAAUAAACCUCCUGGGCCGUUUCCCUAGUCUUGGC
This is a messenger RNA of Ornithorhynchus anatinus (platypus), 918 nucleotides long. It is a transcript of the gene PCBD1, whose product is annotated as pterin-4 alpha-carbinolamine dehydratase 1. Gene Ontology annotation, biological process: tetrahydrobiopterin biosynthetic process. The transcript is spliced from 4 exons. The record is from RefSeq and is a predicted model, not a curated record. The coding region runs from base 136 to 450 and encodes 104 amino acids. Gene Ontology annotation, molecular function: 4-alpha-hydroxytetrahydrobiopterin dehydratase activity. NCBI's taxonomy places the organism in Eukaryota, Metazoa, Chordata, Mammalia, Monotremata, Ornithorhynchidae.